AUGACGCCACCUCCGUUAUCUCGAGGAAAAGGAGGAUCAUCAGACGAUGAAUUCAUGAAUUCGCCGCCGAAAUCUCCCAAAAAAGACGCCUCUGGCGGCGGGAUGGGCUCCUCACCGACGCUACCCAAAAUCAGCGAAGACGCCGCCGUGAGCAGCGAGAAGAACUCGAGAGAGAUGUACGCUUCAGUCACGCCGCAAUUCGCGCUGAAUUCCCCGAUGGAAGCGUCGAUUGCGCCGACGGAGAAGAUUUUGAAAGCGGAAUUGAUGGAGGAGUUUUUAACGAACAAACAACAAGAUAACAACAGCGCGUCGACGACGGAAACAACGCUUCACGCGACAUCGACGCAAACGAAAGAAGAGCAACAGCAACAACAACAACAACAAAAUCAAGGUGCGGGAAUGCCCCAAACGACAUCAAAUGCGGGGCAAAAUUCCUCGGAUAACUCGGACGACGACACGUCUUAUCACGGGAGGCGCAAAAAUUUUCUCUUUAGUAAAGACGACGGGAAUGCGUUGACGAACGAACAGAGACAAAUCAGGAGACUGUUGCAGCUUGGGUACUUUUUACUCCACGCGGCGGUGAUUGCGACGUUGGUUUUAGCCGUCGUGUGGAACUCUCGAUUGUUUGGUUUUAUAUCGAUCACGUUGGGAGGUUCGACGGUUAUUAACUUUGUCGUGACUGGUUUGCAGGCGAUAUUUUUGGAACCUUCGACGCACGUCGUCGGCAAACGCCUGUAUUUCAUUCUAAACGGCGUGCAAAAAGAGUUCGUGAAUUUGCUUCACGGCGUGUUGUGUUUGUGUUGCUGGUCGUAUUACGUUCAAAUGGAAGAUAUGGUCAACAAGAGCGAUUUGAAAGAGUACUGGUAUUUGACGACGUACCGAAUUUUAGCCUCCUGGGUCGCUCGAUGUUGCAUGCAUUUAGUCUCCAGAGGAAUAUUCAAUUACAUGUUGGUUGAUUUGCAGAGGCGCGUGUAUUCUGACCAAAUGCUGACGAUCUUAAUCGAGGAGUUCGCGCUGAUGAAAUUGUUCAAAGCGAUCGUGCCGCAAAGAGAAAUUUACAACGUGGCGCAUAAAAAAUUGCUCUCGUCCACGAACAUUUCAAAUCUGAAGCGCGUCGGAUCGACCUCGAAUUUGUUGCAACAAUACGCCGGCUUCGGCCACGCGACGUUUCCAGUUGGUGAAGAUUACAUCAUUCAACAACACGGGAUCAUGUAUGGCGGGGUGAAGAAGAAAAUACGGACGUUUGAGCCCGUGAGGGAGAGAGGAGGGCAACUGCUCGGGGGCACGACGAUUACGGAAAAAGUCCAUCACCAAAUGACGUUGACGAGAGCCGCCAGGCUCGCCAGGUACAUCAAAAGAUACAACUUGCGCAUUCCUCGAAUGUUCGCGGACAGAGCCAAUCAAACGUUCAUCAAAGAUGAACCAUUAAUCAUCGACGAUAUCAUCUUGGACGAAUCUGUCGCGUCGACGUGCGGCACGAGAUUGGCCGUCACGUUGCGCAAAAUCCAAAAAGCGAAACGUUUACGAGUCAACUACGAGUUUUUGAAAUCUUUGGGCGUGAGUAAAGAAGUCGCGCAAAUCAUCAUGGACAUCUUCGACGUGGACAAGCACGGCUUCGCGGACAGAGACAUGAUCAUCGACCGCGUGAUUGAAAUUUACGAGAGCAGGAAAAACAUGCAAUUGACGUUGGGAGGUUCGCGAUCGGUUUUGGCCACGUUGGAACGGAUGAUGUUGACCGCGUUAUACAUCGUUCUCAUCUUCAUCGUCCUCGCGAUUUUUGAACAAAACGUUCUGGAAAUGUGGCUCACCCUUUCUUCCUUUAUCCUCGCGUUCGCGUUCAUGUUUGGCAACUCCAUAAGAGAGUGUUUCGAAGGCGUCAUCUUCAUCUUCAUCACCCACCCGUACGACGUCGGCGAUAACAUUCUCAUCAACGGGAACCGUUUCGUCAUAAAAAACAUCAACAUCUUACAAACGGAAGCAGAAAACUGGAACGGUGAAGUCACGUAUUACCACAACCAAACGAUGAUGCGCUCGACCGUGAUAAACAUGUCCCGAUCGAAAACGCGAACGGAAUCUUUCGAUUGGAUCGUCGACGUGGAAACGAACGACAAAGUCUUCGACGGCUUGAACAGUUCUUUACACAACUUCACCGCCUUAAACUCCGCCGACGUGGACGAGUGUUUCUUGAAAGUCGUCCCGUGUGGCGAUUACACCGGCAAAAUAAGAAUCACCGUCUUUCUGGAUUUGAAAUUCAACGGCUUACCCGUUUUGCGUUCGUUGGCGGUGAGAAACGCGGUGAACAACCACGUCCGGAAAUACUUCGUCGCGAAUAACGUCAAGUUGCACAGCUUGCCGUUAACCAUCGAUGGACACUUGAAUACGACUACUGCGAAUACUACUAGCACCGGCAAUAUUAGCGCGCCUUAA
Messenger RNA from Bathycoccus prasinos, 2427 nucleotides. RefSeq lists its product with no specific name. Gene Ontology annotation, cellular component: plasma membrane. Gene Ontology annotation, biological process: monoatomic anion transport; transmembrane transport. The transcript has a single exon. Gene Ontology annotation, molecular function: mechanosensitive monoatomic ion channel activity. Bases 1 to 2427 code for a protein of 808 amino acids. The record is from RefSeq and is a predicted model, not a curated record. Lineage: Eukaryota; Viridiplantae; Chlorophyta; Mamiellophyceae; Mamiellales; Bathycoccaceae.